UCGGACUCCCUACAUGCAUCACACUAGAUUUUCGUUUGACAUUCUACACUAAUGGAACGCAUGGGUCGAUAGUGAAGCGGUGAGGUAGCAUCUCCUUCCAUUUCAACCAACACCGAAAACACAACCGACAAAAGCAACACACACGACUCUCCCAUGCCCAAAGAUAAGCGCCUCAACUACGUCGAGAAUGAGACGAUACUAUGUUAUCAUGGGCCAUUAUUGUAUGAAGCCAAGGUGAUGAAAGCAGAAUAUUGGGAACACGACGGAAAAAAGGAAUCAGAACAUGUAGGACCGCACUAUUUUAUUCAUUACAAAGGGUGGAAUGUAAAAUGGGACGACUGGGUUCCUGAAUCCCGUACUCUAAAAUGGACACCCGAGAACCUCCGCAAACAAGCCGAACUCGAAGAAACGGUUUCACCCACAGGUCGACGGUCGUCAGUGCGUGUACCCGAGAGAGGCAAGCGGUCCAGUCUGGAUAUGCGGAAACGACGACGGGAUUCUGUUUUAAAGUCACCGGAUGAACCCGAUAUCCUUUCUGGAUUGCCUAGCUUCAAACUCGCACUUUCCGAUCACCUUAAAGACUAUUUAGCCCAAGACUACCGAUACAUUGUCCAUAACCAAGGGCUGGUCCCCCUCCCCCGGACACCCUCCGUGAAAACCCUCUUAACCGACUACCUAUCCCACAUGUCCACAUCCCCCCAAUCCGAACAAGACGAAACCAAAACAGUCGUAGACGGUCUUACAUUGUACUUUAAUACUGGGUUAAAGAAUAUCUUACUCUACCGAUCAGAGAGACCGCAGUUUGCUGGGUUAGUCAAGCGGCUCCCAAAAAUGGAACCUUGUGAUGUCUAUGGAGCCGAGCAUUUGUUGCGAUUAUUUGUACGAUUACCGGUCCUGGUGGCUCGUGUGGGUGCCGAUGAGGAAACCCUCGAUCUAUUCAAAACGGCGAUUUACAGAGAUAUUAACGUUUAUAGAUGAGAGACGGGAUACGUAUUUGGUUGGAGAGUAUGAGAUGGGGAAUGGGUAGAGUUUUUGACUUGGGACUCGAUAGAUGUAUAAGAUCAAGGGAUUGGUAGAAUAAUGUGUGGUGUUCCCAGUACACAUUAGAAUUAAAAAUGGAAAAAAGUUGACAAAAAAGGAUGGAUUUUUUGUAUCCUCUUUUGUUUGGGAAUUUAAUUUUAAGCGAAAUGUGGCU
Messenger RNA from Spizellomyces punctatus DAOM BR117, 1195 nucleotides. RefSeq lists its product as uncharacterized. Gene Ontology annotation, biological process: regulation of DNA-templated transcription; chromatin organization. Bases 154 to 978 code for a protein of 274 amino acids. Gene Ontology annotation, cellular component: NuA4 histone acetyltransferase complex; Rpd3S complex; nucleus. NCBI's taxonomy places the organism in Eukaryota, Fungi, Chytridiomycota, Chytridiomycetes, Spizellomycetales, Spizellomycetaceae. The record is from RefSeq and is a predicted model, not a curated record. The transcript has 8 exons.